This is a messenger RNA of Podospora pseudopauciseta, 3610 nucleotides long. RefSeq lists its product as uncharacterized. Gene Ontology annotation, molecular function: protein binding; metal ion binding. The coding region runs from base 502 to 3264 and encodes 920 amino acids. The record is from RefSeq and is a predicted model, not a curated record. Lineage: Eukaryota; Fungi; Ascomycota; Sordariomycetes; Sordariales; Podosporaceae. The transcript has 2 exons.
GACGAUUUGAAUCUGGGAAUCUAGUACUGAUCGUUUAUCCAUCGGUAUAUGCAUGAUCCUGGGGGGACAUCAGUGGAGAUUAUGGAGAGCCCCACGAUUUGCCCCGCCUGGUGAUGGGCGGGCAGGGCGAGCUGCAGUUGGAUGGAGAGCGAUGUCAGCAAGCUCAGCCCUGCACUUUGAGGUUGACUUUAACGGUGCCCAGUUUUCUCGGCGUGGAUUCGUAUUUGUGUAUGUAUAUACUCGGGACCCGGGAGAGGGUUCUAGUGUCUUUUUUGUCUCAGGUUUCUUGCGGAUUUAAAGCUGUAGAUCUUUACCUAUCACCCCCGCCGAUUUGGUGGUUCACACCGAUACUUGCAACGAUUCAAGAACGACAAGAACACAGCAGUUGGGCCCUUAUUUUUCGUCAACUCACCUUACCCUCCGUCCCGAAAUCGAUCCCGCCCGCCCGUUCGUUCAGCCACACUCUCGGGUCCGGGGGUGACGGGCCCUUACUGUCUCACGAUGUCGACCUCAACCAACCCAGGCCCGGCGAUUUCCCUAGAGGCGGAACUCACCUGCUCCAUCUGCACCGACCUCCUCCACACCCCCCUAACCCUCCUGGACUGCCUGCACACCUUCUGCGCCCCCUGCCUGAAGUCCUGGUUCUCCUUCCAAGCCUCCUCCCUCCUCUCCCGCCCCGGUCCCCCUCCCCCGCCCGAUUUCGCCGUGUACACUUGUCCGAGUUGUCGGGAUAGGGUAAGGGACACGAAACAUGAUGCUAGGGUGGCGACACUACUAGAAAUGUUUGAAAGGAUCAAUCCUACUUGUGAGAGGAUCAAGAGCGAGGAGGAGAAGAGGGAGAUGGAUGGGCAGUAUAAACGGGGAGAAGACAUAAUGCCGCGACUGCCGUUUCAGGAUAGGACGAGGGAGGAGGUGGAACGGGAUGAGGAGGAGAGGAGGUUGUUGGAACGGGUGCAGGCUGUUAGUUUGAGGGAGGCAACGGAGGGGUUGGGGCGGAGGAGGGGGGAUAGUGGUGAGCGAAGGAGGGAAAGGAGGAGGGAGAGGGAGCGGGAGGUUACUCACCAGAGCAGCCUCAGGAGUUUAAUCAGUACGGAAGGGGUGGAUGCGAGGGAUAUUGAACGGGAGGUGGAGGAGUUUGCGAGGCAGAUUCAGGAGGAGGGGUUGCUGGAUGGGUUGGAUUUGGAUAAUAUUGAUUUGGAGAACAAUGAUGAACUUAGUCGGAGGAUAACGGAGGCGUAUAGACGAAGGCAUAGGGAACGGGUGAGGAAUAACGAGGGGGGGAGGGUGAGGGGGAGUGGGACUAGUUCGAGGAGUCAUAAUACUGAGGGGGUCAGGCCGAGGAGUAGGACGGCGACUGGUGUGGUUACGACGACGAGGGAGGGGUCACGGCCGGCGAGUAGGCAUACGGUUCACUCACGGGCGCCGAGUCAGAGUGGGAAUGAGAGUGACAGGGAGCCUAGGGGGAGGUAUCCACCGAGUACCAGUUUUGCUGGGAGACUGGAGGUGCAGGAGCCGGGGAGGAGUAGGAGACGGACGUCGAGUAGUGGGAGGAGCGCCACGGUUCCGUUGCCGCCGGCGCAGUUUCCUGAGCCGGUUAGGGUGGGGAGUAGGGUGCAGACUGAUCCGGUGGCUUUGGGGGAUGCGCCUGCUCCGUUGAGGCCGAGGUUGAGAGGAGGGACUUCGAGCUCGCCUACUUCUGCUACGGUGACGACGACGACGACGACGCCUUCGUCUCGGAGGGAGUCACCGGGAGAGAGGGCUUCUCCGCUGAGGGAGCCGAUACCGCUUGUACCUGCGGGAACGAUGCCGAUACCUUUGAUACCAGCUGGAACUAUACCAACACAGCAAUCACCGAUGGAGUUGCCGGCCGAAGUUGGUCCGGCUAGGAGGGAACUCGCUCGACAUGACUCUCCUACUCUUGCGCCGACGUCAGGGCCGCUGAGCAAUGAUAUCAACUCUCCGCCAUUAGCGUCCCUACGACGAGCCCAGCCAGUGUGGUAUAAAGAGCCCCUGAUCCAAUGCAACCACUGCUCCAGGGAACACAUCCAAUACGAUCUCCACUACAACUGCAAUCUCUGCCACGAAGGCAACUGGAAUAUUUGUCUCGACUGCUACCGCCGCGGCAAGGGAUGUCUACACUUCUUUGGGUACGGCCCAAACGCCCUCCAGAAGUGGAAACGACUUGGCCCAGACCUCCCACCGCCGCACACACUGGUUGGGAGCCGAUACCUCCCCCCCUCUACCCUUCCGGGAGGAGCAGAAGGUCGCCGGACGUUAACAGCUGAAAACCCAGCCGAUCGGUUACAGCGAGGCACCUUCUGCUCAGGGUGCUCAGCCUUUACGCGCAACGACCUCCACUGGGGAUGUGACACCUGCAACGCUGGGGACUGGGGGUACUGCAACACCUGCGUCAGCAAAGGAAAAUCCUGCCCCCACCCCCUCACCCCCUUCACCUACAUGUCUAAACCCUCCCCUCAACAAUCCCCCUUUGCGCCCUCAUCAAUAGCCGUCGCAAACAGCACUACCCGCAGCAAAGGAGUCUACCACCCGUCCGACCCAAAACAGCACUGCGAGCAAUGCACCAAGCCCAUACCUCGCAACCAAGUUUAUUAUCACUGCUACUCCUGCCCUUCCCAACUACCCUCUGCCAUUGCUGGGGAUUGUACAAAUCUCUGCGUGGCGUGCUACAACCAUUUCCUCGACAUGAACCACCUCCCCAUGGAAAACGGCCCAAAGGGAUGGCGCCGCUGUCCAAAGGGGCACAGGAUGGUCAUGUUGGCUUUUUCGCUUUCUUCCCCCAGCCCGAGCGAGACGGUUUACAAGAGAAAAAUAUUCAAGGACCUUGUCGGCGGGCGACGGUUACGUAUCGAAUCUAUUCCAAAACACUCAUCAUAUCAAACAUGGAGUUGGAAAAUUGACCCCAACAGCAGCAGCAGCAGCACGAGAAAAGCGAGGUUGGUCGGGGUGGACAUGGUUACGUCAACAAAAGGGGUAAACCCCAGGAGUGUUGCCGAUCUAAAACCAGAGCAACUCUCCGAACUUGUCCAGGACGAAGACGAUUUCCCUCCCGAUGGAGGAACAGACCCAAAAGCAGUGGCGAACUGGGGUUGGGUUCCGGCCGAGGGGGUAGAUGAUGAGUUGUUUUUCCCUAAAGGGGCAGAGAUUGGGGAGGUGGAGGAUGUGAAUGGGGAGUGGUUUCACGGGUGGUAUCAAGGGAAGGGGGGGCUGUUUCCUGGGCCGUAUGUAAAGGUUCUUGGGGGGUGACAGCCCAACCAGAAGGGGUUGGAUGGAGUUGCGAAAUAAGAAGAGAAAAAUCAAUCUGGAAAAGCCUUCCAGAUUGCGGCGCACGCCGCUGCAGUGGCCAGGCCCGAACUGCUAUUAUUUACUGCCCUUGCGAAGGACUUUGGUGUACAUAUAUUUCCAUGAUAUGGCUGGACCUGGCGUUUCGUUUGGGCAGUCGUGUGGCAGUGCGCCCUCUGCCCACUGGUGCGGCUUGCUCUGCAAUCUGGGGUGUUUUUCGGGGUGCUUUUGAGUAACAAUAUCAUUAUACUACUUGCCGUAUGCAAAUUGUUGAGGACAUGCCUGGUGCACACUGUAUAUGAUGCGGCCG